GGUUUCCGUGGAGACAACCCAGCCUGUAGAAGGCGUCGACUGUGGCUGCUGCACCGUCUGCGUACAGAGGCAGGGCUCUGGCAUGGUGGCACACUCUGCACUGUGAGAGCGCAGCGGCCGCUGGGUCGCCAUGCGUUGGCGACCCUGACAUGGGCGCCAGCGGCUCCAAAGCUCGAGGCCUUUGGCCUUUCACCUCGGCAGCAGGGGGCGGCGUCCCGGAGACUGCGGGCGCUGAGCAAGCUUUGGUGAGGCCUCGAGGCCUAGGGGUGCCCCCCUUCGUAUUCACAAGGCGCGGCUCCAUGUUCUAUGAUGAGGAUGGGGAUCUGGCUCAUGAGUUCUACGAGGAGACAAUCGUCACCAAGAAUGGCCAGAAGCGGGCCAAGCUGAGGCGGGUGUAUAAGAAUCUGAUUCCUCAGGGCAUCGUGAAGCUGGAUCCCCCACGCAUCCACGUGGAUUUUCCUGUGAUCCUCUAUGAGGUGUGAACCUGGUGGGUGACGGAUACAAGCAUCCCCUGACCCAGCAAGAAACUUCAAGGUGUGGCUUCCAUUGAGGAGCCCAGGCUGGGGCCACAACCCUGAAUAAACUCUGUUGGCCCAGAACCUUCAGCUGUGAGCAGGGCAGUCCCUUAGUAUAAACUGGGUAUUGUUUUUUGUGUAAACAAGAUGGUGGCUGGCAAAGGCUAAUGGCAGAGUUACCAGUACAGCUUUCCCAGCCACCACUACAAGGAGCAUGGCAGAAGCUGGGAAUUUAGCUCAGUGGCCUAAGUGCCUGCCUGGCAGACGGAGGUUGUGAGUUCAAUCCCCGGUACCACCAAAAGAAAAAGAAAAAAAAAAAAAAAAAACAAGAAGCAUGGCAGGCAUAUGCCAAUCAAGAAUCUGUGGUUCCUGGUUUCUCGCCUGGCCUGCUUGGUUCCAAGCUUGCCUAGGACCAAGCCCUGCUAGAAGCUACAGCACUUUACAAGCAGAGUCUGCCUUCUUUCAGCCCCUGGGCUUUGGGAGCUUUAUUCAAACAGGAACUUCCUUUCCCUCACUUACUUUAUCCCCCAGUCAAAGCAUUUCAGCCGUUUGCUACCUCGAUUCCUCCUGUAUUGGACAGAGGCUGGGGAUAGCACCAGCCUGAUUCUUCCCACCUACCUGGCAUUUGGUCCCAUUUUCAGAUGGACAGUUUUCUGGCUGUUAAUAGGAAUGGGGACUGAUAUGAGUAGCUUCUCCCUUUCCCAGGGCUUGGCUAAUUCCUCCUCAGUGCAAUUAGUUAUUGCCCUCUUCUCAGUUAAGAGGAUAUAGGCCAGUCAGGACAGGUUGUAGAUGUCUGUGCCUGUGGGGAGUUGCCCCAAAUCACCUGUUCUAACCCCCCUUGCCUUUGUACCAGCUACUCCUCACCCCCACUUGGAGGGUCUACUAUCUUGUAAUGAACAACAUACCAGGGCUGGUGCCAGUAGUGCUAUGAGGAGCCGACCACUCUUCCCCUACAGUAUCCUCACCCAUUCUGGAUCAGUCAAGGGAAAGUACUAGGGCCCCUUGAUAGGGACAGAAAGGACAGCAAAAACAAAAGGAAUACUGUAUUAAAAAUGUGAAGAUUUGUACAUAGUCUAGUCCAUGAUGAUGUUGGGGCAGAGUCUGACUUCUAGAUAGAAACUUUUAAUUUCUUAUGUGCAAGCUCUGUGCUUUUAGUGCAGGAAAUGGCUUGGGGAUGGUGAUCCCCAGCAUAGGAAGACUGUUGUGUUAUUUGGUUUCAAUAAAAUUAUUUGUAGAUCCUA
Molecule: messenger RNA, 1756 nt
Organism: Cavia porcellus (domestic guinea pig)
Lineage: Eukaryota; Metazoa; Chordata; Mammalia; Rodentia; Caviidae
Gene: Tusc2
Product: tumor suppressor 2, mitochondrial calcium regulator
Exons: 3
Coding region: 150-482 (110 amino acids)
Biological process (GO): regulation of mitochondrial membrane potential; inflammatory response
Cellular component (GO): mitochondrion
Source: RefSeq, a predicted model, not a curated record